AUGGUGGUCAUUAGCGCUUGUAUCAGCAGCAGAGUCCGACCUCUCCUUGCGAGACAGUUUGUGGACAUACGCCGAACCAAGGUAGAAGGGCUGCUCAAUGCAUUCGUUAAGCUUGUUGAUUAUUCGGGCUCCGACCAUACCUAUCUGGAGACGGAGUCAGUCCGUUAUGUAUACCAACCGGUUGAGAACCUCUACCUCGUCUUGAUAACAACGAAGAGCAGCAACAUUUUCGAGGACCUGGGCACUCUAAGGAUGUUCGAGACGUGUGGAGAGAGUCACGGAAACGGCAGUCUCGAAGAUAGCGUAGCUGCCCACGCGUUUGAUAUAGUAUUUAUGCUCGACGAGCUUAUUAGCGGCGGCUAUAGGGAGGCGCUUACGCUUCAGCAGAUCCAGUCUUACGUUGCCAUGGACUCUCACGAAGAGAAGCUACAGAGGAUGAUCGCUGAGGGCAAAGAGAAGGAGCAGGCAGAUCGACGGCGAGAAAUCGCCCAAAGACUCGAGAAGGAGAGACAGGCAGCAAAAAAGGCCGGUAAAGGGUUGGAUGUUACUACUUUUCGCGGUGCCGGAGCAGCAACUCAGCUGUCGCGCGGUCCUCCUACCAUCUCUGCUGCUCAGGGGGUGCCUCCAAAUGAAGCUUACUGGGGAUCGCCAAGUCCUACUGGGGGGAUGUAUGACUCAAAACACCAGCCUUCUCCAUCAGUCACUCCAGGGGCCACAAGAGGGAGCCAUCAGUCAAAGGGCAUGCAGCUUGGGUUUAAGACACCAUCUGGGGGAGUCGAUAGCGCAUUACAGAACCUGGUGGAUGAGGAGACUAAAUCAACCGAACCGCAGCACGAGCAGGUUUUAAGCAAUCCGCUAGCGGAUCCCGUAAGCGUUUUCAUUGAGGAAAAGCUGACGCCGGAGGACAAAAGGUUUAAGAUGAAGAGUCACCCAAAUCUUGACAAGGCGGCUCUGUCUCAAAGCAGCCUGCUUCAGGUCCGAGACCCAUCGAGGCCGUUGCCUCCUCACCAGCCGGCACCCCUGCUCAAGUGGAGAUCCAGCGAAAAGGAUGAGAGCUUGGUGCCGCUGACAGUGAGCUGCUGGCCGUCUACGACGCCAACGGGCACAGUGCUGACUGUUGAACUGGAGGUUACGGACGCUUCGAAACGUCUGGAAGACGUUCUGAGAACGGAUGCGGGAACCACGGAGCAUGACGGGGUUUCAGUCCACUGGUUCCUUCCGGAAAUGGGGCAGCAGCUCUCAGCUGCGACUAUCGAGUUGACGGCCAACGCCAGCCUGACGACCCUCAUGCCUUUCUCCGUGGAGAUGCACAGCAGGGAAAAUAUCUGUAAUGUGGAGUGCACCCACAUGGAAAACAAGAUGGAAAUCCCCUUCUCGCUUACGCGUAGAGUGGACUACCUACUUACUGUGCAUCCUUAG
Molecule: messenger RNA, 1419 nt
Organism: Eimeria acervulina
Lineage: Eukaryota; Apicomplexa; Conoidasida; Eucoccidiorida; Eimeriidae
Product: coatomer delta subunit, putative
Exons: 9
Coding region: 1-1419 (472 amino acids)
Biological process (GO): retrograde vesicle-mediated transport, Golgi to endoplasmic reticulum; endoplasmic reticulum to Golgi vesicle-mediated transport; Golgi localization
Cellular component (GO): COPI vesicle coat; cytosol
Source: RefSeq, a predicted model, not a curated record